UUUACAUGCUGUCUAGCUUCCAACCUGUCUAUACUCUAUGCGUGCUAAACUGCAUUCCUAGUGGAAUAAACGGGCUUACCAGGAGCCGGGGACGGGUGAGUGGGCGAGCUAAUUACAGAACUGAAAAACUGGAAGAAGAAAAGGUCUGUACUUUUAGUGUUUGGGGAUGAUGGGCUGCUCUCUUCCUUUUCAAAUUCACGCUGCAGCAGCUGCAGGUAUUACAUGUACCCCAAGAAGUGCUCUCUUCUCUUUGGCUCCUCGAUGCCUCUUCCUCCUUAACCCCAGCACCACUGGCAGUGGUAGAAAGCAAAGUUCACCACAUCAUCAUGAGUGUGGAACAACUUCUGGUGUGUCGGAGCUGAGCAGCCCCGAGCUCGUUGCUAUGGAGUAUGCCGACCUCAAGCUUAGUGAGAAAGUCGGCCAGGUGGGUCACGUUCGAAUCCGGCAACAUGUGAACCCUCUUAGCUCUUCUUUCUCGGUCCCUGCACAAGUGCCAAACUGGAAUGAAGUCUUCAGAGACUCCACGCUGCCGCUCAUGGUGGAUAUCGGCAGCGGUAGCGGCAGAUUCCUCAUAUGGCUUGCAAAAAGGAUUCCUGAUUCAAAAAAUUAUUUGGGAUUUGAAAUACGGAAAAAAUUGGUCAAGCGUGCACAGUUGUGGGUGAAAGAAUUGUCUCUUAAUAACAUAUAUUUCAUGUUUGCAAAUGCCACUGCUUCUUUUGAACAAGUAUUAUCAACAUAUCCUGGACCUUUAGUAUUAGUCUCUAUCCUGUGCCCAGAUCCACAUUUCAAGAAAAGGCAUCACAAGAGAAGAGUUGUGCAGAAGCCUUUAGUAGAUUCUAUUUUAAAGAAUUUAAGUGCUGGAGGGCAGGUUUUCAUUCAGUCAGACGUAUUUGAAGUGGCACUUGACAUGAGGAAUCAGUUUGAGUCUCAUAAUGAUAUGCUUGAACAUAUUGAUGUCAUUGAUCCUAGUGUAAUAUGUGAUGAUCAGGGGUGGCUUUUAAGCAACCCAAUGGGGAUACGGACUGAAAGGGAGAUCCAUGCAGAAUCUGAAGGGGCAAAAAUUUACAGAAGGCUGUACCAGAAACGAAUGUGAUUUGUCAUAUUUGUACAAUAACACCAAAAGAGAGCACAAUUAGUGAAGUCCCUCUUUUACUAAUGCCUGUUCUUCUGGAAUGAACUACUCUAUGACUCAAAGCAUUCACCGAUCCAUAUUGCUGGUCCUUAGAUACGUUUUCCCCCUUUCCCAUUCCCCAUAUUGAUGGGUUUAAAAAAGUUUUUUUACCACUCA
Messenger RNA from Nelumbo nucifera (sacred lotus), 1288 nucleotides. RefSeq names its product tRNA (guanine-N-7) methyltransferase. NCBI's taxonomy places the organism in Eukaryota, Viridiplantae, Streptophyta, Magnoliopsida, Proteales, Nelumbonaceae. The record is from RefSeq and is a predicted model, not a curated record. Gene Ontology annotation, biological process: tRNA methylation; RNA (guanine-N7)-methylation. Gene Ontology annotation, molecular function: tRNA (guanine(46)-N7)-methyltransferase activity. Gene Ontology annotation, cellular component: tRNA methyltransferase complex.